AUGUACGAAGGGAUUGACAACCUGAAAUCUCUUUACGACCGUGCCGGGAAGGCUUUCUCCGGCGGUCCUUCUGCGGCACAGGAUGUGCCGCGUCGUACUGCUCAACCAGACCCAGUACGUCGAUCAUCAGUUGGGAGCGGGGCUCCCAAGAAUCCCAGGACGGGGGAUAGCCGCGCCACCGGACGAGAUAACUCGUCCGACGUCCGUUCACGUCGCGGUGGUUCAACAGCUGCUCAACUAGAUAGCGCUGGCCACCGCGAGAGUCCUCUAAUGGAGGUGGAGGAGGAGGAAAGACGCUCUCCACACGAUCAUGUGGAUCGGUGUGUUCCCGAGAGCUUUUUGAUCGCGUAA
Molecule: messenger RNA, 351 nt
Organism: Peronospora matthiolae
Lineage: Eukaryota; Oomycota; Peronosporomycetes; Peronosporales; Peronosporaceae
Source: the annotation of a GenBank genome assembly